UUUCUUAUUCUUCCAUAUUGUGAGCUCGGGAAGUAACAAUUUUGGUUCGAUGUUUGCAGGGUUUGGAAUGAGGUCCCUAUUCUUGUUUUCAUCAGCAUGCUUUCGUAUUUUUGUUUUCUUGAGCAACUUAUGGUUGGAGAAAUGGGCAUUGGUGCAAUUGCUAUCUCUCUUCCAUUCUCAUGUGUGCUAGGCCUUCUUUCAUCCAUGGUUUCGUCGACAAUGGUGGCGCGAAGAUUUGUGUGGCUUUAUGCAUCAAUUCAAUUUGUUUUGGUUGCUGCUUUUGCUCAUAUAUUUUAUUCGACGGUGAAAAUACAAGCAAUUCUAUCGAUUCUCCUUGCAACUUUUUCUGGAUUCGGUGUCGCAAUGAGUGGGAGUUCGUUCGUAGUUGAGAUCCUACGAUGCAGAAGAAGAUGGCAGCGGGGUAGGUCGGAGCAGCACGGUACACAUCAGACGGGUCCUAUGGUUCUUUAA
Hibiscus syriacus is the source of this 471-nucleotide messenger RNA. RefSeq lists its product as uncharacterized. The transcript has 4 exons. The record is from RefSeq and is a predicted model, not a curated record. The coding region runs from base 97 to 471 and encodes 124 amino acids. Lineage: Eukaryota; Viridiplantae; Streptophyta; Magnoliopsida; Malvales; Malvaceae.